AGGCGAAAAAGAAAAAGAAAAAAAAAAGCAGAAACGAAAAAAAAAAAAAAAAAGCAGAAAAGAAAAGGAAAGCAGAUAUUUGGAGAGAUUAAAUAGAGAAGAGGAACAUAAACCCUAAUUCUGCUUCCAGCCACUCAAUUCUCACACUCCUCCCCCUCUCUAAAACCCUACUUCCCAACCUCCGAAAUCCCAACGCCUCAAAUUUCGCUUCACUCUUACUUUUCGGAUUAUCGGAGCAAAACCAUGGAUGUAGAAAACAACGUCGAUGCGAAUGCCAGCGGAAGCUUGGCCGCCACAAAGAUCAGGUUCCAAUACGAUGAGGACGAAGAAGCUGAAACCAUCGAGCAAGUAGCUGCCGAGAGCUCGAAUCUUGAUGAGGAUUCCACCAUGUGCGAGCGGGAGGAAUCCUUGGUCACUGGGGAUGAUAAGACCAGCGCUGAUUACUACUUCGAUUCCUACUCGCACUUUGGUAAUUAUUUCGAAAUGUUGAAGGAUGUGAUUAGAACAAAGACAUACCAAAAUGUGAUUUAUAAGAAUUCGUUCCUUUUCAAAGACAAAAUAGUUCUUGAUGUAGGUGCUGGGACUGGAAUACUGUCACUUUUUUGUGCCAAAGUUGGCGCUAAACAUGUUUAUGCGGUGGAAUGCUCCAGCAUGGCCAAUACGGCUGAGGAGAUUGUAAAGCUAAAUGGAUAUUCAAAUGUUGUAACUGUUCUUAAGGGGAAGAUUGAGGAGAUUGAGCUUCCAGUUGCUCAAGUUGAUGUUAUCAUUUCUGAGUGGAUGGGGUAUUUUUUGGUAUAUGAGAACAUGUUGGACACAGUGCUUUAUGCUCGUGACAAGUGGCUAGCCAAAGAUGGAAUUGUAUUGCCGGACAAAGCCUCUCUUCAUUUGACUGCAAUUGAAGAUGCCGACUACAAGGAAGACAAGAUUGAAUUUUGGAAUAAUGUAUACGGGUUUAACAUGAGCUGCAUUAGAAAGCAAGCCAUAGCAGAACCCCUUGUAGACACCGUUGAACAGAAUCAGAUUGUUACCAACUGCCAAAUGCUCAAGACCAUGGACAUUUCAAAGAUGGAUUCAGUAGAUGCUUCUUUCACUGCCCCCUUCAAGCUCGUGGCUGAACGAGAUGACUACAUCCAUGCCCUGGUCGCUUACUUUGACGUUUCUUUUACCAAGUGUCAUAAAUUGAUGGGCUUCUCUACAGGGCCAAAGUCCCGUGCGACUCACUGGAAACAGACGGUCUUAUACCUAGAAGACGUGCUCAGCAUUUGUAAAGGGGAGACAUUGACGGGGACCAUGACUGUGGCGCCUAAUAAGAAGAAUCCUCGCGACGUGGAUAUAACCAUUAAGUAUUCACUAAAUGGGCAGCACUGCCAGGCUACAAGAACUCAACAUUAUAGAAUGCGCUGAUCUCUUGUGUGUUGUCUUUUCCCUUGCGCUGCUCAUUCUAUUGGGAUCUUUGUGUAACAUUACAGUAGGAUUUGAAUCCUAUUUAUAUUGGAAUUUGGAUAUUAUUAAUUUUGUU
Molecule: messenger RNA, 1519 nt
Organism: Salvia miltiorrhiza (redroot sage)
Lineage: Eukaryota; Viridiplantae; Streptophyta; Magnoliopsida; Lamiales; Lamiaceae
Product: probable protein arginine N-methyltransferase 1
Exons: 8
Coding region: 244-1404 (386 amino acids)
Biological process (GO): peptidyl-arginine methylation
Cellular component (GO): nucleus
Molecular function (GO): protein-arginine N-methyltransferase activity
Source: RefSeq, a predicted model, not a curated record